This is a messenger RNA of Vittaforma corneae ATCC 50505, 1062 nucleotides long. RefSeq lists its product as uncharacterized. NCBI's taxonomy places the organism in Eukaryota, Fungi, Microsporidia, Nosematidae. The transcript has a single exon. Gene Ontology annotation, molecular function: RNA polymerase II general transcription initiation factor activity; protein heterodimerization activity; transcription coactivator activity. Gene Ontology annotation, biological process: transcription initiation at RNA polymerase II promoter; RNA polymerase II preinitiation complex assembly. The record is from RefSeq and is a predicted model, not a curated record. Gene Ontology annotation, cellular component: transcription factor TFIID complex; SLIK (SAGA-like) complex; SAGA complex. Bases 1 to 1062 code for a protein of 353 amino acids.
AUGCUUUUUUCUAAAGAGACACUUAGGGCAUUUGCGCAGUCAAGGGGAAUCUCAAGCAUAGACGACGAUGCCUUGAGAAUACUGUCGCAGGAUUUGGAGUACAGAAUUAAGGAACUCUGCCAAGAGGCUUCAAAGUUCAUGGUUGUAUCUCACAGAACGAAGCUAAAUAUUGGGGAUGUCAACAAUGCAUUAAUAAGCAGAAAUGUAGAGCCUCUUUUUGGAUAUGACUCAAAUGAUACAUUGGUUUUUAGAGGACUUCCUUCGGGGUUCUACUGUGUUCCGGACGAAGAAAUCGAUCUUGAGGAAUACCUCGAAAAACCACUUCCAAAAAUCCCUCUUAAACCGUAUGUCCAAAGCCAUUGGCUUGCAAUUGAAGGUGUGCAGCCCCCAAUCCAACAGAACCCUAUUCUAAUUGAGAAGCCAGCUGCCAAGCAGGAUAGUCUGUCCAUGUAUCAAGAGGAUCUUGAGCUUAAGCAGCAGAACAAGCACUUACUCACAAAAGAACUGUCCAUGUACUUUGAAAAAAUACUACAAACUAUGGAAACUGAUCCAGAAACAGCCAUUUCGUGUCUUCUAAAUGAAACAGGCAUUCAACAACUUGUACCGUAUUUUCUUCACCACUUCAAGCUAGUAAUUAGAAAAAACUUUGAAAACGAUGAAUUACUGGCCGUAAUCGUAAAGAUGUAUGGCAGUCUACUCAAAAACAAAUAUAUUUUUAUAGAUCCAUAUUUACAUGAAAUUCUCCCGCCAUUGUUGUCUUGUGUUGUUGGAAAGUCAAUAUCGGAAGAAGCCAGACGACUGGCAACUGAUCUGAUAAAGUAUAUCUUCGAUGUAUUUAGUCCAAAAUAUAAAAGUUUACCUUCUAGAAUUGUUAGCUUUUUGCUUAAGGGAUGGCUAGACGAUUCAAAGCCUGAGAGUGUACAGUACGGCGCGCUCUUUUGUCUCAGCAUCCUAUCUGACAAUGUAAUCAAGGAGUGUGUUGUGCCUAACAUCGAGAAAUAUACAUCAAACAGGGCAUCAGUCAAUGAUCUUUUAGACCAAGUCCUCAAAAAGAUUAAAUGA